AUGAUUAAAAACAUAAACUUUAAUGCAAUAUCUCACGUUUUAUCAAUAAUAAAAAAUCCAAGAUUAAUUGUCCCUCAUUUAAUAGUAAAAGAUAUAAGAGAAUUAAACUAUGAAAAAUUAAAGAAAUCAGGUAUAAAUAAAUUAAUAUUUGAUAAAGAUAACACAUUAACUAUUCCACAUGAAAAUUUAUUAUAUCCACCAUUUAAGAAAUCUUGGGAUGAAUGUAAAAAUACUUUUGGUGUAGAAAAUAUUCUGAUUAUUUCAAAUUCUGCUGGAACAUUAAGUAAAGAUCCCAAUUUUGAUCAGGCAAAAGAAGUUGAAACAAAUUUUGGUUAG
Messenger RNA from Entrophospora sp. SA101, 336 nucleotides. NCBI's taxonomy places the organism in Eukaryota, Fungi, Glomeromycota, Glomeromycetes, Entrophosporales, Entrophosporaceae. The record is from the annotation of a GenBank genome assembly.